Peronospora farinosa is the source of this 588-nucleotide messenger RNA. Lineage: Eukaryota; Oomycota; Peronosporomycetes; Peronosporales; Peronosporaceae. The record is from the annotation of a GenBank genome assembly.
AUGGUCAUUAAAGUGGGUGAUACGGUGCUCGUAUACUACGACCUGCUGAUUUUUGAUGCUAAAGUGUAUAAGAUUGAGCGUGAUACGACAGGUGAUAGUAAAUAUUUUGUCCAUUUUCCAGGCUGGACGGAUAAUUGGGAUACGUGGGUUAGUAAAGAGAAUAUUAUGGAAGACUUGCCAGCCAAUCGAGAACGUCAGAAGAAAGCCAAGGACGAGUUAUUGGUACAAUGUACCACUGGAGUACCACCGAGUAUACCACUUAAUAAAAGACCGACUACUGUCCCCGGAUCGGAACGACUCGUGUCGAUGAUUGGCUGGUUGAAAACAUUGGAUGAUUUUGUGACAAAACUUGAUAAACAAGUCAAGGAUCUGAUACGUCAACAAUUGACGCAAGAAGUGGAGAAAGUGCAAUGGAAAAAACGAAAAUUAGAAGCUCAAGUACAUAAAAUGGAACUAGAAGUUGAAGUUGCUCGAGAUUUAAAACGAGUCAAAGUAGCAGAAGAAACGGCCAUGGCAAGAAAGAGAUUGAAAGAUGCAGGGGUGACGCAGGACGAGAUUGACGCAAUUUUACCUACUGGUACUAGAUAA